Molecule: messenger RNA, 3608 nt
Organism: Theobroma cacao (cacao)
Lineage: Eukaryota; Viridiplantae; Streptophyta; Magnoliopsida; Malvales; Malvaceae
Product: homeobox-leucine zipper protein HDG2-like
Molecular function (GO): DNA binding; lipid binding
Source: RefSeq, a predicted model, not a curated record
GCCCCCCCACCCCCUCCUCCCUUUUUUCUUCUUCUUUAUAUAUAUGUCACUUUCUUGCUUGACCCUAUCUCUUUUUGCACCUCAAACUCCUACUUCUUACCAGUAAAGCUCAAACCAAAACCGCCUGCUAUACCUCUUUCGAAGCACUCACUGGCGAUUUACCGGCAACAGAGUUUUUUUAGGCCUAAACAGAUCCAAACCGCUCCUCCUUCCUGUGGCUUUUCUAGGGUUCUUCUUUAUUAGGCAAAGCUAAAGAGGGAAAGGAAAGAAGUUAGGUUUCGAGACAGACAAGGAAGGCAUAACUGGAUUCUCCGUGAUCUUCGUUGGGACGUUAUUUUAAAUAUUUGUUUUUAUUUAGGCGUUUUAGCUUGAUUUUUGUCUGUCAAGGACCGUAUCAAAUUUGUCAACACAUAACUUUUUUUUCUAGAUUCUCUCUCGCUUGUACAUUGGCACGUAAGAAUCAGAUAUUCUUGAGGGAUAAUUAAAUAUAAACCGAAGGAGAGAGACAAUCUUUUCAGCUGCCCAAAAAAAACCAGAGUCAGCUUUGUCUCUCACUGUUAGAGAAUCUAGGGAAAACAUAUCAGUCUCUAAAGGGUAUUCUCAACUCAAAUCGAAGGACACUGAAGUAGUGGUGAAGAAGGCAAAAGCUAUAUCUGUAUAUGAACAAAUAUUGCUUAGGGCUUUUGGGAUUCUGAAAUAUGCCAGCCGGAGUAAUGAUUCCGGCAAGAAACAUGCCGUCGAUGAUUAGUGGGAACGGGAAUGUUGGUGGUUUUGGAACAUCAUCAGGACUCACCCUUGGUCAGAUUGAAAAUCCAUAAGCUUCGGAAUCUUAAAGAUCUGUAGAUAAUGUUCCAGCCUAACAUGAUGGAAGGUCAACUCCACCCUCUCGAGAUGACCCAAAACACAUCCGAAAGCGAGAUUGCUCGAAUGAGAGACGAGGAAUUCGACAGUACAACCAAAUCCGGUAGCGAGAACCAUGAAGGUGCCUCUGGGGAUGAUCAAGACCCUCGUCCCAAAAAGAAGCGCUACCAUCGCCAUACCCAGCAUCAGAUCCACGAAAUGGAGGCAUUUUUCAAAGAGUGUCCGCACCCAGAUGACAAGCAAAGGAAAGAACUUGGGCGUGAGUUAGGGUUAGAGCCAUUGCAAGUGAAAUUUUGGUUCCAAAACAAGCGCACCCAAAUGAAGACCCAGCAUGAGCGCCAAGAGAACACACAGCUUCGUACCGAGAACGAAAAGCUAAGGGCUGACAACAUGAGGUUCAGGGAAGCUCUGAGCACUGCCUCAUGCCCAAAUUGUGGAGGUCCAACUGCUGUAGGACAAAUGUCCUUCGAUGAACACCAUCUCAGACUUGAAAAUGCUCGAUUAAGAGAAGAGAUUGAUCGCAUAUCAGCAAUAGCUGCAAAGUAUGUUGGCAAGCCAGUGGUGAACUAUCCUCUUCUUUCGUCUCCUAUGCCUCCUCGACCACUUGAUUUCGGUGCACAACCUGGAACUGGGGAGAUGUACGGUGCUGGGGAUCUUCUUAGGUCGAUCAGUGCGCCUAGUGAGGCUGAUAAGCCCAUGAUUAUUGAGCUUGCGGUUGCGGCUAUGGAGGAACUAAUCAGAAUGGCUCAGAUGGGUGAACCUUUAUGGAUGACCAGCCUUGAUGGCACAACCUCGAUGCUGAAUGAGGAAGAGUACAUUAGGACGUUUCCUAGAGGAAUUGGGCCAAAACCUACUGGCUUCAAAUGCGAAGCUUCAAGAGAAACUGCUGUUGUUAUCAUGAACCACAUUAACCUUGUCGAGAUUCUCAUGGAUGUGCACCAAUGGUCAACUGUGUUCUCGGGAAUAGUUUCGAAGGCUUCGACUUUGGAUGUCUUGUCAACAGGGGUAGCAGGGAAUUAUAAUGGAGCCCUGCAAGUGAUGACAGCUGAAUUUCAAGUUCCUUCACCUCUUGUUCCAACUCGUGAGAGUUAUUACGUAAGAUAUUGCAAACAGCAUGCAGAGGGAACUUGGGCUGUGGUUGAUGUUUCCUUGGAUAACUUACGCCCUAGUCCAACAGUGAGAUGCCGAAGAAGGCCAUCGGGGUGCUUAAUUCAAGAAAUGCCCAAUGGGUACUCAAAGGUUACAUGGGUUGAGCAUGUAGAAGUUGAUGAUAGAGGUGUUCACAAUCUGUACAAGCAGCUGGUAAGCUCCGGCCAUGCUUUCGGAGCAAAACGUUGGAUUGCUACUUUAGAUCGACAGUGUGAGAGGCUUGCAAGUGUUAUGGCUACUAACAUUCCCACUGGUGAUGUUGGGGUCAUAACAAAUCAAGAUGGGAGAAAGAGUAUGCUGAAGCUAGCUGAGCGGAUGGUAAUAAGUUUCUGCGCAGGAGUGAGUGCCUCUACUGCUCACACAUGGACUACAUUAUCAGGAACUGGGGCUGAUGAUGUUAGGGUCAUGACUAGAAAGAGUGUUGAUGAUCCAGGCAGACCUCCUGGCAUUGUGCUAAGCGCUGCAACUUCCUUCUGGCUUCCUGUUUCACCCAAGAGGGUAUUUGAUUUCCUCCGAGAUGAGAAUUCUCGAAGUGAGUGGGAUAUUCUUUCUAAUGGUGGAGUUGUCCAAGAAAUGGCACACAUUGCUAAUGGUCGGGAUACAGGCAAUUGUGUUUCACUACUUCGGGUAAAUAGUGCAAAUUCAAGCCAGAGCAACAUGCUGAUUUUACAAGAGAGUUGCGCUGAUCCAACAGCCUCUUUCGUAAUCUAUGCUCCUGUCGAUAUUGUUGCAAUGAAUGUAGUGCUAAAUGGAGGGGAUCCGGACUACGUGGCCCUUCUUCCCUCAGGCUUUGCUAUUCUGCCCGAUGGAACUACAGCAAGUGCAGGUGGCAUUGGUGAUGCCGGCUCUGCUGGUUCUCUUCUGACUGUUGCAUUUCAGAUUUUGGUCGACUCUGUUCCUACUGCAAAACUUUCUCUUGGAUCGGUUGCAACAGUUAACAAUUUGAUUGCAUGCACUGUUGAAAGGAUAAAGGCUUCACUGUCAUGCGAGAAUGCAUGAUCUGCCAUAGCCUUAAAUUGUAGCUAGCUAGCGAUUAACAGAAGAAGGAAAGAAGGGAAGGUAACUAAAUGUAAGAACAAUGGUGUUGACGAAUUUUGGAAUUAUAGAAGAUGGGGAGAAGUCAAGAGCGCACCUAGCAUGAUCCUCUUUGACAUGGUGACCUUUUGUUUGGGGGGCAUGAAGAAAGUGACCUUAAGCAAAUUCAUCAAGUGUUCCAAGAGUUAGAGGUUCGGGAAUUGACUUCCCCAAGGAAGAAAAACUAAAAACAAAACCAAAAGUGAAUGCAAAGAACUUUAUAGAGUGUCCGUAUUAUAAAAGGAGUUUGACUUUUAUGCUCAGUAGGGUUUUUAGAGUCUUGUAUAAGUAAUGGGAUUUUAGUUCCCCUUUUUCCUUCUGCCCUUUGUUUGUUUGUGUUUCUUAAGCACUAAUGGGUGAAAAGCUCUCACACCUUCUAGCAGACAAUUCCUUUUUUUAUUGUUUUUUCUUUCCAUUUGAAGAGCUUUUUGAAAUGGAUAUUGCUGUUGUCAUUCCUGCUCUCUUUUGGGUUCCUUUUAUUGUAACUAGCUAGUCCAUUGCCUUAUUACAUUGUCUGUUGUUCA